Molecule: messenger RNA, 1254 nt
Organism: Metopolophium dirhodum (rose-grain aphid)
Lineage: Eukaryota; Metazoa; Arthropoda; Insecta; Hemiptera; Aphididae
Product: mpv17-like protein 2
Exons: 4
Coding region: 464-1066 (200 amino acids)
Biological process (GO): mitochondrial ribosome assembly
Cellular component (GO): cytoplasm; membrane
Source: RefSeq, a predicted model, not a curated record
UGUUCAUAUAUUUUUUUGCGUUGCCUACAAUCGCGGCUACAUAAUACCAUUGAUUAUAAAUACUAAAUGAUAAUAAUCGAGAAAUCAUAAACCCUGAUCAAACACAUGUGAGUAUGUGACAGAUUAUUGUAGAACAACAACAAGUCGAUUUCAAUAUAGAGGUAGGCACCUACGUGGUAUUUACUACCAUUUUAUUGUUCAAAACGGCCGGCAUUCAGCCAAGAUUGUUAGACAAUGUUCAUAAAAAAUUAAAAAAUAUUUUAAAUGAAUAAACCUAGUAUUGCACUACUUCAGUAUGCAUAUUAUUAUUUUAUCGGUCGUCACUCGUCGAUAUAUAUAAGGUACCUAAAUUCGCGCGCUGAUCGGAACAUUUUUCAUUUCGUGUCCAUUCGUUGUUUUGGCCGAGUAUAAGAAAUUAUCUAAAUUUAUAAGCUUAUAUUAAAGGUACUUGCAUAACAUUAUAAUGUCUGCGGGGAGAAGAAUUUGCGCGGUAAUGACUCGGACGGCCGUGUACGUGUUUGACAAAUAUCACUUCACCAUCAACGCGUUCAGCGGCUCCGCGAUAAUGUGUGUCGGCGACAUCGCACAACAAAACGUAGAACGUUACCACGGGUUGUCCGAGGGUUACGACUGGUCGAGAACCGCGCGAAUCGCGGUGAUAGGCAGCAUUCUGGGAUCGGUACAGCAUAUCUUUUACCGGUCACUGGACAACCGAUAUCCAGCCAGGGACGCGUUCACGAUAGCCAAAAAGAUAUUCAUCGACCAAACGGUGUGCACACCCUUCAACAUCGCAGUGUUCAUCUACGGGUUGGGUUUCCUGGAACACAAGACUUUGGCCGAGAUCAAUGAUGAGUUUAAAGACAAAUGUGCAAUGAUAUUUUUGGUUGACUGUGCAGUUUUUGUCCCAACUCAAUACAUAAACUUCAAGUUUUUAGACCCAAAAUACAGACUUCUAUUUACAAACAUGAUUUCUAUUAUGUAUGAUACUUUUCUCUCUUAUAUUAAGUACACUCAUGAUAUUCUCAAAUUGAUGGAAAGACAAAAUAACAAUAACAAUAAAAAUUGAAAUGUAGAGGCAAUCUAAACAAAACGUAAAACAUAUAUUUAGAUAUAAUAUAAAUACUUGUAUUAAAAACUAAGGAGAAUAAAAUAUAGAUGAUGUAUGUAAUUUAAAGCAAACCAUAUGAUUUCGGAACUAUGUUCUUUAAAUAUUAUAUUAUUAGUUGAGAUCAUGGACACCAGAAGCAACCAGUU